GUCAGCAAUCCAGCAGCACCUGCACCAUGAGUGUCUCUGUGCUGAGUGUCAUUAGACCCCUGGGUGGUGUCUCUGGGCUCCUGCAAGUGGCCUAUGUGCUAGGGCUGGUUCUGCUGCUGCUCAAGGCAGCACAGCUGUACCUGCACAGGCAGUGGCUGCUCAGAGCAGUCCAGGAGUUCCCGCCCCCUCCUUCCCACUGGCUCUUUGGGCACAGGCAUGAGCUCCAAAAGGGUCUGGAGCUACAAGAGCUUCAGAAAAGGGCAGAGAAAUAUCCAUGCGCCAGUCCUCGCUGGCUAUGGGGGAGCAGGGUUAGCCUCAUAGUCUAUGACCCAGACUACAUGAAGGUGAUCCUGGGGCGAUCAGGAUGCCCUUCUUCUGACACCCUGGGUAUCUCCCCAGUUGUCCUCAGACAACUCUUGAGAGGUUCCUUCCCCCCCACACACACCCAUUGUGGUCCAGGGUAUGGUUUGCUCCUGUUGAAUGGGAAGACGUGGUUCCAGCACCGGAGAACGCUGACCCCAGCCUUCCACUAUGACAUCCUGAAGCCCUAUGUGGGGCUCAUGGCCGACUCUGUCCAAGUGAUGCUGGACAAAUGGGAGGAGCUCCUAAGCCAGAACUCAUCUCUGGAGAUCUUUGUGUUCUUAUGGGUGAGGAACGUUUUCUACCAGAAAGACAUCAUCUACAGGCUGACCACCGAAGGCCGCUGGAACCACUGGGCCUGCCAGCUUGCCCAUCAACACACAGACCGAGUGAUCAAGCUAAGGAAGGCUCAGCUGCAGGAGGAGGGAAACCUGGAGAAGGUCAGGAGCAAGAGGCACUUAGACUUCCUGGACAUCCUCCUCUUUGCCCAAAUGGAGAAUGGGACCAGCUUUUCCGACAAGGACCUCCGUGCAGAAGUCGACACUUUCAUGUUUGAGGGCCAUGACACCACAGCCAGCGACAUCUCCUGGAUCCUCUAUGCUUUGGCCACACACACAGAGCAUCAGCAGAAAUGCCAGGAGGAGAUCCAGAGCCUCCUGGGGGACGAUGCCUCCAUUACCUGGGACCACCUGGAUCAGAUGCCCUACACCACCAUGUGCAUCAAGGAGCCACUGCGACUCUAUCCGCCAGUUCCAAGUGUUGGCAGAGAGCUCAGCAAGCCCAUCACCUUCCCUGACGGACGCUCCUUACCCAAAGGAUUCUUAGUGACGCUCUCCUUUUAUGCCCUUCACCACAACCCAAAGGUGUGGCCAAACCCAGAGGUGUUUGACCUUUCCCGGUUUGCACUGGGCUCCUCUCGACACAGCCAUGCUUUCCUGCCCUUCUCAGGAGGAUGGAGGUGA
This is a messenger RNA of Mustela lutreola (European mink), 1322 nucleotides long. RefSeq names its product cytochrome P450 4A6-like. The record is from RefSeq and is a predicted model, not a curated record. The coding region runs from base 27 to 1322 and encodes 431 amino acids. The transcript has 10 exons. Lineage: Eukaryota; Metazoa; Chordata; Mammalia; Carnivora; Mustelidae. Gene Ontology annotation, molecular function: heme binding; oxidoreductase activity, acting on paired donors, with incorporation or reduction of molecular oxygen; iron ion binding.